UGACCGAUGUUCUGCAGCCACAGAAGCGCAGCAGCAGCUACAACAUCCUGCCACCGAACAUGUCUGAGAUGUUGGUUGUUCUUCUGGGGAACAGCUGGUCUGACAGGAGUUCUGCUGGAAACCUCAUACUGGGAGAGAACAAGUUCAACACUGAGGAACAACCAGACUUUGUGACAGUCAGAGGACGACUGAAGGACAAAGAAAUAGUUCUGAUCAACACUCCAGAUCUGCUGAGUCCACACAUCUCUGAAGACAAACUAAGAGAACAUGUAGAACUCUGUGUGAGACUCUCUGAUCCUGGACCUCAUGUGUUCCUGCUGGUUCUACAGCCUGAAGACUUCACUGAGGAACACAGACUGAGGCUCUGCAGAGUCCUGAAGCAAUUCAGUCAUCAAUCAUUUGAUCGAUCACUGGUUCUGAUAUCAGCAUCCAGACAGGUGAGCUCAUUUGACAACUUCCUGAACCAGCCGUCCUUCAGAGACCUGAUCAUAGAGUGCAGAUACAGAUACUUGUUUCAGAAGAACCUGGAAUGUUCAGAGCUGCUGACACGUCUGGGUCAAAUCGUAAAAGAGAACGACAGAGAACUUCUGAGCUGUGAUGAAUCUGAAGACGCUG
Molecule: messenger RNA, 615 nt
Organism: Stegastes partitus (bicolor damselfish)
Lineage: Eukaryota; Metazoa; Chordata; Actinopteri; Pomacentridae
Product: GTPase IMAP family member 8-like
Exons: 2
Molecular function (GO): GTP binding
Source: RefSeq, a predicted model, not a curated record